Messenger RNA from Trichophyton verrucosum HKI 0517, 1410 nucleotides. RefSeq names its product aldehyde dehydrogenase family protein, putative. Bases 1 to 1410 code for a protein of 469 amino acids. The record is from RefSeq and is a predicted model, not a curated record. Gene Ontology annotation, molecular function: aldehyde dehydrogenase (NAD+) activity. The transcript is spliced from 3 exons. NCBI's taxonomy places the organism in Eukaryota, Fungi, Ascomycota, Eurotiomycetes, Onygenales, Arthrodermataceae.
AUGGCCUCCGAGACGCUGACGACCAUUUCGCCCAUCACCGGCAAGCCCGUGGUGACCAGAGCUGGCGUGACACAGGAUGAGCUUGCAGCGCUGCCCAAGACUGCCCAGGAGGCCUUCCGGGCGUUCUCCAAGUCGACGACGCUCGCCCAGAGACAGGAGAUUGUCGCCCGAGCCCUGAACCUGAUGGCCAAGAAGAAGGACGUCCUCGCGCGCGAGGUGACCGAGCAGAUGGGCCGCCCUAUCGCCUAUACGGGGGUUGAGAUCACGACGGCCAUCAAGCGAGGUGAAUAUCUUAACCGAGUGGCGGGCGAGGCGCUCGGGGAGCCGGUGCCUGGGGACGCUGAACCAGGGUUCAAGAGAUAUCUCAAAAAGGAGCCCCUCGGCGUCGUUCUCAUCAUCUUCGCCUGGAAUUACCCUUACUUGAUCCUGGUCAAUAGUUUGAUCCCUGCGAUUCUAGCUGGAAACGCCGUGAUUCUGAAGCCUUCCCCACAAACUCCCACAGUCGUCGAACAGGUGUCGUCCAUCUUCCUCGAAGCUGGUCUUCCCCGGAACGUACUGCAAUAUUUCCAUUGCGGGUCGCUCGUCAACCUCGAGGCCAUCAUCCGGUCUCCCCUGAUCAACCACAUCUGCUUCACCGGCUCAGUUGCCGGAGGUCUGGCUGUCCAGAAAGCAGCAGCAGACCGGAUCGUUAACGUCGGCCUCGAGCUCGGCGGUAAUGAUGCAGCCUACGUCCGUCAAGACGUAGACCUUGCUUGGGUCGCGGAGGAGAUUGUCGACGGCGCCAUCUUCAACAGCGGUCAGAGCUGCUGCUCUAUCGAACGGGUAUACGUUCAUGAAAAGGUCCACGAUGCCUUCAUCCAGGAAAUCAAAAAGGUGCUCUCCAACUAUCGCGUUGGUGAUCCCUUCGACGAGAAGACCCAAAUUGGGCCCGUCAUAUCUCAAAAGGCUAGAGAGAACAUUCUCUCGCACAUAGAAGAUGCUAUCAAGGGCGGCGCCAGGGACGAAACUCCUGCAAACAGCACCUUCGAUAACCUCCCACCCGUCGGCAACUUCGUGAAACCUACGCUGCUCACAGGUGUCACACACAGUAUGCGGGUGAUGGCUGAAGAGACGUUUGGGCCCGUCAUACCCGUCAUGAAAGUCAAGGACGACAGCGAGGCCAUUCGAUGGAUGAAUGACAGCGACCUCGGGCUAACUGCUAGCGUCUGGACAAAGGAUGUAGCGACAGGAGAGAAGCUGAUCCAGGAUAUCGAAGCUGGCACCGUCUUCAUCAACAGAGCCGAUUAUCCGAGCCCAGACCUUGCAUGGACCGGAUGGAAGAAUUCCGGAAGAGGUGUUACCCUCAGCAAGUUUGGUUUCGACCAGUUCAUCAAGCUGAAAAGCUUCCACCUGAAGGAUUAUCCAAAAUAG